CGGAGCCAGGAGCAGCAAAGCAGGAGUGACGAGCAAGGAGGACGGCCAUGAGUGUGAGUGUUACCAGUAAAAUUGCAAAUUCAUAAACUAAUUUUACUAAAUUUCACAAUUUCUACUCAAAUUUCAAACCAUCUGAAGCUGUUUAUCAAUGUCGCUAUACAAAUGCUUGGAAUAAGGCUUGAUAUAAGGCGACGAAGCCCAUCACUCAUGCAACAUGUCAAACGAUUUUGUGGAAGGAUGGGCGAUCCUUCAGACCUUGGGAGAAGGUGCCUAUGGCGAAGUCCAAUUAAUUAUGAAUAGGAGCACGGAAGAGCUGGUAGCUGUGAAGGUGAUUGAUUUUGAAAAACAUCCGGAGGCAAAAGAAUCUGUUCCCAAGGAAGUGAAGAUUCAUAAGCUGCUUUCGAAUGCCCACAUCAUCCAAUGCUAUGGACAGAGAUUCGAUCGCAACCUGGGAUACAUAUUUCUUGAAUAUGUGCCGGGAGGAGAACUGUUUGACAGAAUAGAACCUGAUAUUGGCAUGCCAGAAGCUGAUGCUCAAAGAUACUUCACCCAACUUUUGUCAGGUGUGGAAUACCUACAUCAGCAUGGGAUCGCGCACAGAGAUCUAAAGCCGGAAAAUCUGCUCCUGGAUAAUAACAAUAACCUGAAAAUAUCGGAUUUCGGUAUGGCGACAAUAUUUAGAAUAUCUGGGAGGGAGAGAUUACUUGACAAGCAAUGUGGAACGUUACCCUAUGUUGCGCCUGAAGUUAUCUUGAGACCUUACAUGGCAGAACCAGCUGACAUUUGGUCGUGUGGAAUCAUACUAGUAGCUAUGCUAUGUGGUGAACUACCAUGGGACAAACCCUCGUUGAAGAGCAAGGAUUUUAUUGCAUGGAAAGAUGGCCACUACGUGAGCAAAACGCCCUGGUCCAAAUUGAACAAUGUUGCCUUGUCUCUGAUCCGAAGAAUCCUGGUGCCUCUACCCUCAUCUCGCUAUACCAUAGCGAAAAUUAAAAAUCAUCGCUGGUAUUGUAAACGACUCCAGAAAUCCGGUGAUUUAGCGAGCGUGGAAGUAGUUCAACGUAGCAAACGGGUACGGACCUGUGGCGGCUUGCUGGACGAUUAUGACAAGGACGUGUUCUGUCUCUCUCAGCCGAACCCAGUGGGGCUGGAAGAUGGCGACCAGGUGGACUCGAUGCACUCCGAUUGGUGUCAGUCGAGCAACUUGUACUCUUUCUCGCAGCCUGUGCAAAUGGACGACCUCCUUGUCUCCACGCAACAGCUGUCCACUCAAACGUCUGGAAGUCAGACAUCUAUGCAGAAACUGGUUCGAAGAAUGACCCGUUUCUUCGUCACAGUUGACACAGAAGAAGCCAUCAAAUGUCUAAUCAAGAAACUCGAUGACCUGGAAUUCUCUUGGAAGAAAAAUGGAUCAGAUAUGGUGACAAUAUCUACCGUCGAUAAACGAAAGUGCAAUUUGGUGUUCAAAGCAACCAUUUUGAAAAUGGAGGGUGAUACACUGGUCGACUUUAGACUUUCUAAAGGCUGCGGUUUAGAAUUCAAACGAUGCUUUUUGUCGAUCAAGAAGAGCUUGAGGAGAUUGAUUCAUUCUAGGGAAUGCCGGAUAGAUGAUGCAAUGAUGUGUUGAAAACGAGGGACAUUCGCUAUAAGAUUUCCAGCUAAAAGUGUGAUAUUUAGACGAAUAAUUUCUUUAAAGAUUUAUUUAUGCAAACAAUUUUGACAUGAUGUUAGUUAGUGGAACGUUUUUGCUAGUAUAUACUAUCAUUGAUAUUGUUCCAAUGAUCUUAAUUUAAGAGUACUUUACUACUGUAUUCACUUUUCCUUUUUGGGCUGCUACAGUUAGAUCCGGUUGCACAGAAGUCUGUUAACUUUCAAUCCCGAUUAAAUGUCAUGUGAACCAAUCAGAGAAGCCUUCUCAGAAAAAUCAUCUUUGAUUGGUUCUCAUGGAAUUUAAAUUUAACAGGUUUUUGUGCAACCGGGCGUUAUUGUGUUGAAUAAAAAUUGUCAAUACCCUUUUGAAAUGGUUCACCACAACAAUUUCCCAGGCCUUAUUGUGUUAGAUUAAAUAAAAAUUGUAAAUACUC
Nilaparvata lugens (brown planthopper) is the source of this 2084-nucleotide messenger RNA. It is a transcript of the gene grp, whose product is annotated as serine/threonine-protein kinase grp. The coding region runs from base 215 to 1627 and encodes 470 amino acids. Gene Ontology annotation, molecular function: ATP binding; protein serine/threonine kinase activity. Gene Ontology annotation, biological process: protein phosphorylation; intracellular signal transduction. The transcript has 11 exons. Gene Ontology annotation, cellular component: nucleus. The record is from RefSeq and is a predicted model, not a curated record. NCBI's taxonomy places the organism in Eukaryota, Metazoa, Arthropoda, Insecta, Hemiptera, Delphacidae.